UCUACAACGAAAAUGCGCCACCUAUCUUGAGAUAUAAGUUCUAAGGUCUCAGCAUAGUUACAACAAUGACAUGAAAACAUUUCGUAAAACAGCCGAAAACUGAGGGUUACUUAUUAUGCGGUAAUAGAAAUGCUGGCGCGGCCGUUCCCCGCGAGCCGGCGCGCAUUCAUGGCAUUUCAUUGUAGUGUACGGCAGUCGGUGCCCUGCCGCCGCGGGGGGAUCACGCGCUUCCGUUGCUAUGUCGCUCACCUCGUACUGCUCUAUUCACUCUAACGUUUAUAAUCGUCGUCAUCGCAACGUUUCCGCAUAGAGCACGUACCUUUUAUUCUACAAACAUGAAAGAGUACCGUCAGCCGUCGCGACUCUCAUUCAAGAUAACUUUGUUUUGACAAGUAACGAAAAUGAAAUGGACACAGUUGUUAUUAAAAUGAUAAUAAACACAAUAUUCUUUUGUUUUGUGAUGGGCGCGGCGCUUACGGAAGCACCGGACGAUGCAGAUGCGUGUUUUCGUGUGGCAAGUGUGGACGGUAUGGUGGAGUGCAAUGUACGGACGUUGUCGUCGGACAGAGAUGUCGUCGGUUCGAUGCACUCGGAUGGCACGGAGCGGCUCACAAUCCGCUGUAGCCAGCUCCUGAUCGAGAGCACCCUCAGGGAUCAUCAUUUUGGAAAGAUGCAAGGUCUAGCGGAGAUAUCGAUUCACAAUUGCAAGAUAUUGCGACUUCCGGGCAACGUCUUCGAGGGCUUGCGAGGUCUGAAGUCGUUGAAGAUACGUUCGAUGAACAACGAAUGGGGCAUAAAUAAAGAGCUGGACUUUACGUUGGGCGCUUUCAACGGGUUGCGAGAGCUCCACACUUUGGACCUCGCUUAUAAUAACAUCAGAAAAAUACCAUCUGAUCUCUUCUGUGCUUUGGAAAAUAUAAUAUCUCUUAAUUUAACUCACAACAAAAUUAAAUUUGUGGACGAACUGGGUUUCGGGCACAAAUGUGGCUCUACGCUACAAAGGAUAGAUUUGAGUUUCAACGACAUUAUGUCCUUGCCGGCUGACUCCGAAAUUUUACAUUUAAGGAGGCUGACGCAGCUGUUUUUACAGAACAAUAAAAUAAGCGAGUUGCCGACUGAAGUUUUUAGUGAUCUACUCUCGCUGAAAGUGGUGAACAUUUCCGAUAACGCUAUUAACUAUUUACCCGAAGGAUUGUUUCAUAAUACAAGAGAGAUUCGAGAAAUUUACAUGCAAAAUAAUGAGCUGGAAAUUCUGCCGAAGAGAAUAUUUAAUCGGUUGGAACAAUUGCUCGUUUUAGAUCUUUCGGCGAAUAAAUUGAAGAGCGACCACAUAGAAGAUGAAACGUUUAGCGGUCUAAUAAGAUUAAUCGUGCUCGACCUAUCGCAUAACGUACUCACGCGGAUUACUCGCAACAUAUUUAAGGACCUCUUUUGUUUACAAAUACUCAGUUUAAAUAAUAAUUCCAUUGGAUAUGUUGAAGAUAACGCCUUUUCGCCGCUUUAUAACUUGCAUACACUAAAUUUGGGCCAGAAUAUGUUACACGCUGUAGAGGACCACAUGUUUAAUGGUUUAUUUAUUUUGAAUAAACUAAACGUAAACAAUAACUUACUGUCUUUUGUAAGUGUAAAUGCAUUUAAGAAUUGUUCGGAUUUGAAAGAAUUAGACCUCAGUUCGAAUAAGUUAACAAAAAUACCGGAAGCAAUAUUGCAGUUACCUUUCUUGAAAUCGUUGGACCUCGGAGAAAAUUUAUUAACGGAAAUAACCAAUAAUUCAUUUCAAAAUCUAUCGCAGUUGACCGGGUUACGUUUAAUCGACAAUCAAAUUGGAAACCUUACCGCGGGCAUGUUCUGGGCCUUGCCUGGCUUGCAAGUGCUUAAUUUGGCGAAAAAUAAAAUUCAAUCUAUCGAAACUGAAACCUUUCAAAAGAACACACAAUUGGAAGCCGUUCGUCUGGAUGGUAACUUCGUUUCUGAUAUUAAUGGUGUGUUCGUGGCUUUGACCAAAUUGUUAUGGUUGAAUUUAUCGGAGAAUCAUUUGGUUUGGUUCGAUUACGCUUUUAUACCAGGUAACUUGAAAUGGUUGGAUAUUCAUGCAAAUUUCAUUGAAAUUCUCGGCAAUUAUUAUAAAAUUCAAAAAGAGUUACACAUUAAAACUUUAGAUGUUAGUCACAAUCGUUUAGCAACUAUAUCGCCAAUGUCAAUACCAAAUAGUGUUGAACUUUUAUUUAUAAACAACAAUUUAAUAUCGAGCGUAGAGACGGACACCUUUCUAGAGAAGAGAAACUUGACUCGCGUCGAUAUGUAUGCCAAUGAGAUUGAAAGUUUGGAUAUAAAUAGUUUACGCAUUUCGAGAGUGUCCGAAGAUCGAACAUUACCCGAGUUUUAUAUCAGCGGGAAUCCAUUUCGUUGCGAUUGCAACAUGAAAUGGCUUUUGCUCAUUAACUCCAUCACAUCGAGGCAAUACCCGAGAGUGAUGGAUUUAGAAAAUGUUAUUUGUAAAGAGUCUUAUGUACGCGGUGUUAAAUAUCUCUCAGUAACUUCGUUGCAUCUUAAAGACUUCUUGUGUAAGUACGAAACCUAUUGUCCGGAUAAUUGUGAAUGCUGCGAUUUAAAUGACUGCGACUGUAAAACUUACUGUCCUACAAACUGUUCAUGUUAUCACGAUUCUAGUAAAAGCACGAGCGUUGUUGAUUGUUCUGUGCAACAAUUAAAAGUAGUGCCUACAGCCUUUCCCAUCGACGCGACACACAUUUAUUUAGACGGAAAUGUUUACAGUGAACUCGGCGAAACCUUUUUCGAUUCAAUGCGCAACGCUUACGUCAUUUAUCUUAACGCUAGUAACAUUAUUAUAAUCAGGAAUAAUACGUUUAGUCAACUCCGAGACCUGAGGAUAUUACAUUUAGACAACAAUAAACUUAAACAAUUACGGGGCCUCGAAUUCUCAAAGUUAAGCAGCUUGAAAGAACUCUACCUCCAAAGUAAUUUAAUUGAGUAUAUUUCGAACGAAACUUUUUCUCAGUUGGGAGCGCUAGAAGUUUUGCGUUUGGACGGGAACCGGCUCGUGAAUUACGGACUGUGGCAUUUGGACAAUAACAAAAAGUUACAAACAUUGUUUAUUGGAAACAACAAUUGGUCAUGCGAUUGUAAAUAUUUACAAGGGUUCUUGACGUAUGUGUCUCAGAAUAUUGAAAAAGUACUCGAUAUUCAUAGUUUGUGGUGUGUGAAUGAAAAACUAAAACCAGUUAAGAAGCCUUUGAAUUUAAAUAUUACAGUUUGUAGUGAAAUAAGUGAAAACUCAAUGAUGAGCGCCUUCUUUGUUUCCCACAACCUUCCGUUAUUGGCGUCUGCCAUCACCGGCUUCAUGCUCAUUUUAUUAAUAUUGGCUUUGAUAUUCACAUUUAGAUAUGCUUGUAGAAUGUGGCUGUAUUCGAACUGUGGAAUUAAAUUGUCCCCUUUGGCCUUUAAGGAUACCGAUAAACUUUACGACGCGUACGUCUGCUAUAGCCCUAAAGACGAGGAGUUUGUAAUAGAAACGUUGGCCCGAGAAUUAGAAAACGGGUAUCCGUCGUAUCAUCUCUGCCUUCAUUACAGAGAUGUACCACAUUUUGAGGCGACAUACGCACAGUUUCCAGACUUGGUAGUCGAAGCUACGGAAGCUUCAAGGCGUAUCAUAGUGGUGUUAACAAAUAAUUUCAUUACAACGGAGUGGUCUCAGAUAGAAUUCCGACAAGCCCUGCAGAAAGCACUCCGAAAGAAUCCAAACAAAUUAAUAAUCGUCGCCGUAGGGCCCGUCCCACGAGAUCCGGAGUUGAAGUCAUAUUUCAAAACGGGUUUGGAGAUAACAUGGAAGGAGAAACGGUUUUGGGAAAGGUUACGUUAUGCGAUGCCGUCUUCAAAGCGGCACGGGCAUAAGUUAAAAAUACUUAAUUACGGAAGAAAUUCUAAUACGUACACAAUGGACGCGUCGGUGUUAAACAGUACGUGCCAGACGCUCUGCGGAAAGUCUGCAAAUUCUGCAGAGCGUUCGCCCUGUGAUCGCCCCCUAUCCGAACACAUAUAUUCUACAAUAGAUUCGGAUUACUCGUCAACAGAUUUCCAAGGCCGACACAAUCAGCCGCAGUCUGUGGUUUUCCAACAUACUGUUCAAACGUACCUGGUAUAAGCACCUCAAUAAACAUUAACCCAAACGAUCUCUUGAUAAUUGAUUCAUAAGCCUUAGUAUUAGCCUUAGGCGUCUGCUAUGUUUGUGUUGUUGUAUAUUACAACCGAAAAUCGUCCCAGUCUUGUAAAUAAAAUCCAGAAUAUUAUCUACCUAUUUUUAAAUUGUAAGUCUUUUGUAAGUAGUUACUAUACUAUAUACUUUUGUACAAUAAUGAUACCAAAUUUUCGCAUUUGAAAAAGUUUGCUUCAUUGUAUUUAUUACCUAAUAAAUAACAGAAAUGUUUUAAGUAUUAUUCGGAAAGACUGUAAAUUAUUGUGUAGUUUGUAAUUCGAUCAGCUGAUGUUUGUAUAGAAAUGUGAUUAAAGAAGUUUAUGAAUGAGGACCUUGA
Bombyx mori (domestic silkworm) is the source of this 4550-nucleotide messenger RNA. RefSeq names its product toll-like receptor 7. Lineage: Eukaryota; Metazoa; Arthropoda; Insecta; Lepidoptera; Bombycidae. Gene Ontology annotation, molecular function: protein binding. Gene Ontology annotation, biological process: signal transduction. Gene Ontology annotation, cellular component: extracellular matrix. The transcript has a single exon. The record is from RefSeq and is a predicted model, not a curated record. The coding region runs from base 407 to 4162 and encodes 1251 amino acids.